Molecule: messenger RNA, 1771 nt
Organism: Acyrthosiphon pisum (pea aphid)
Lineage: Eukaryota; Metazoa; Arthropoda; Insecta; Hemiptera; Aphididae
Product: fatty acyl-CoA reductase wat
Exons: 5
Coding region: 563-1453 (296 amino acids)
Biological process (GO): long-chain fatty-acyl-CoA metabolic process
Cellular component (GO): peroxisome
Molecular function (GO): alcohol-forming very long-chain fatty acyl-CoA reductase (NADP+) activity
Source: RefSeq, a predicted model, not a curated record
UGCCUGUUAUUUGAACAAAUAUCGUACCUCAAGUCAUCGUGUAUAAUAUAUUAUUAUUAUAAUAAUUGGAUCGAUUAAUAUUAUAGGCCAACUGAGUGUAUAUUUUAUACGAUUUAUAUAAUAUAAGCACGAGUGGACGACGUACGACGAUGCGACACCAAGUGCAAAAUGUAUGUUGUAUAGACGCAUUACAUGGCGACUUGAGUUAAAAUUGUAAAAGUACUACAUGGUAUAAUGAGUAGGUUAAUAAUAUAGUAGUCUACAAUAUCAUUGAAGUCGUGUGUUACUAAUCAAGUAUCUUAAAGUCACCAAGCUGAGUUCAAUUAUUAACAGACCAUUUUAACAUAAAUUAUAUCUAUAGUUCAAAGACUUUGCUAUUAAAACGCGAUAUCGUAAUUCAUAAACCGUUGGUUUUUUUUAUACUCAUAGUUUUUUACUCGGAGUUUGGCGGAGUGUUUUUGUCGGGUUAUUAUAAUCAUUGUUGGAUCGCUUAAUAUCAUAGCCAACACGCAGUGUGUAUAAUAUUAUAUAAUAUGAAUUAUUUAUUUUCACGCACGGGUGGAUGACGUACGACGCCAAGUGCAAAAUGCAUAAUUGUAUGUGGAUCCGCACGUGGAUUUCGAAUACUAAUUGCUUAUUUUUUUCUGCAGUCUUGGGCACUGCUAACGAACCCAUAGCUGGAUGGACGAACGACUUGAACAACUUGACCGGUUGUGCGCUAGGUUCCGGUCUCGGCCUGGUACGGGUUUUUCACGGGCCCAGCUACGUUAACGCCGAAAUCGUACCCGUCGACAUGUUGGUCAAUCUUCUUCUGGUGGCAUGCUGGGAUUUAAUUAGAAAGAAGACGGACGUCGUCAACGAGGAAGUUCCCAAAGACGCAGAAAAUACUUUGAUUUACAAUUACGCUUCGUCUAAUUAUAAACCGUGCUCUUGGAAUCAGUUGGGAGAAACGUUUUUUAAGAACGAAAAAAACGUUUCAUCGCCAAACUUUUUUUGGAUGCCUUUUUAUUAUGUCACCAAUAGCAUAUUUAUCUAUUGGGUGAUGACAUUUUACUUACACACUGUGCCAGCCAAAGUUGUGGAUUUGUUCAUUUGGAUGAUAGGAAAAGAACCCAGACUGAACGAGUUCUAUAAACGAGUGCACGCAGCAGCUAAACAUUUGAGUUCGUAUCAACAAAUGCACGUCAGAUACCACAAUCCCAACGUCAUAAAUUUAAUGAGCAAAUUGUCGCCGAGGGACAAAAUGUUAUUUGAUUUCGACAUGAGCACGCUAUCGUGGGACGCCUAUUUCGAUAAGUAUCUGAAGGGCCUUCGGGUAUAUUUGAUGGGAAAUCCUUUGCACAUGCCCGGACCAAAUAAUAAUACACUGAACAGGUUGAUAACCAUUCAUUACAAUUUUAUAAUAUCCAUAUGUGUCGUGAUUGUAAUGUACACUAUAUUUUUUUAUUGUUAAAUAAAUUCAUGUACACUGUACAUAUUAUAGUAUAUAAUAUUGUAUAGAUUAAAAUAUUGAAUAUUUCUAAAAGUAAAAAAAAGACGCAUUUUAACCGUUUUUACAUACAUCUAUACUAUAUUGAUUAUUGAUGUAUAACUGUGCAGGUAUAAUAUUAUAUUAUAUACCAUUUAUUAUUAAAGUCACUAUAUUAUUAUAGUAUACAAUUGUAUAGCUUAAGCCUACACAAUUAUUAACUGAUGUUAACUGUUAUAGUUAUAAUAAUAUAUACUAUUAUACGUGUACAUAAUGUAAUGUAUACGCAAUAAUAUUAUGCUA